UAGAGCGCCGCCCGCACCCCGCCCGGCCGCGGCCGCUCUGGCCGCGCACCCGGAAGCGGCGGCGGGGCCGCGCCAUGGCGGGGACGGCGCUGAAGCGGCUCAUGGCCGAGUACAAGCAGCUGACCCUGAACCCACCAGAAGGGAUUGUGGCAGGUCCCAUGAAUGAAGAGAACUUCUUUGAAUGGGAAGCCCUGAUCAUGGGUCCUGAAGACACCUGUUUUGAGUAUGGGGUUUUCCCUGCCAUCCUGAGUUUCCCGCUCGAUUACCCGCUGAGCCCUCCGAAGAUGAGGUUCACGUGUGAGAUGUUCCAUCCCAACAUUUACCCAGAUGGGAGAGUGUGCAUCUCCAUCCUUCAUGCUCCUGGGGAUGAUCCCAUGGGGUACGAGAGCAGCGCGGAGCGGUGGAGUCCCGUGCAGAGCGUGGAGAAGAUCCUCCUGUCGGUUGUGAGCAUGCUGGCAGAGCCAAAUGAUGAAAGUGGAGCCAAUGUAGAUGCCUCCAAGAUGUGGCGGGAAGACAGAGAACAAUUUAACAAAAUUGCCAAGCAGAUUGUGCAGAAGUCACUUGGACUUUAAGCUCACAGAGAGACUGAAGUGUUUUGUAUUUCUCUCCAUCUGGAAACGAGCAGUGCUCAGUGCUAGUACCAAAAAGGAAAACUUUGUAAAACUAUUGGCCUAGUUCUUAUAAUUCGUUAUUUAUUUACCAUCUCUUUUCUUCCACUGCUCCAGAGAAGCCUCUAGUUCACUCACUAAAUUGUGUGGAAAAGGGAUUUAAUGGUAGAGAAAAAUACAGAGACAAUGCUGUUUCAAAGGCUGCUUGCUGCUGCCUUACUUUGUGGUGUGGAAAGCCUGGAGACUUGGCAAUCUGCAGCCCUCCCUCACCCUUCUGCUGUUGGAGAGCAGUGCUGGUUUGGAUUGUCUGCUGGCAGAAUUAGUUGUGUUUUUAUAGGUAGCAUUGCAUCUGGAGCAGCAGUAGACAGGAGUUACUCUAUCCAUUCUGUACUUGUUAGGUUAAGGGCAGCAGUUGCAGUCAGAUCUGAUUUAAAGAGUAUAGUUAGAAGGAGAGGCUGUAAAGCAGGGCUGUAGUCAAGGUGUGUUAGCAAAGAAAGGAACUUUAAGGGAGUGAGCUGUGAGGACUGGCUGGGGGUCUGGAAUGGCCUGGUGUUCCCAUGUACCACUAUGAGUUUGUACUGAGCUUUUGAGUCAGUGUUGGCUUGGCAGAAAUCCCAAGAGCUGCUUUAUUAGUCCUUGAAGACACCCAGUUGUAAACUUCACACUCAGAGGCAUGAGGUGUAAAGGCUGGAUUGUGCAAGGUCACCUGGGUGAGGUAGGUCAUUGGCAGUUGGAAAAUCCAGUGAGGAUGUGUUUGCUGUGCUGGGCAUGUUCACAGCUCUGCAAGAAUAUCUGCUCACUCUGGUGGCAUGUGAGUGUUGAGAGGAUUUGGCACUGCUUUGCCAUUCCAGCCCUGUCACCCAUUUUCAGGUGAACGAGCCAGGUCCAUCAUGAGCAUGAAGGACUUACAAAAGUGACCUGUGACACUCUACACUGAGUGCUCUUGUGCAUUAAAUAGGAGCCAGAGAGGAUGGGCUGUUUGCUGAGGAUGGUGGUGUGUGUGCUUUGGACAUUUGCAGUGUUGUAACCAGUGUGAAGGGUGCAGGAGAUACCAGCUGGUCAGUUCCUAAAUCUGCUGAGGGGCCUCUGCUGACCUUUCUGCUUUGCAAGCCAAUCUCAUGUGUAGGUCCAAAUUUCUCCAAUUUACUACAAGCAAUAACAUGCCCAUUGAUAGCACAUGGAAUCCAAUUUUGUUGGCAGCUUUAAAUGGGCUAAAUUUGACAAGGGCUGGUUUGUUGUUUUUUAAAUGUGAAAAAUUGUGAUGUGGAAGAAGUCACACCAUGAAGAAAGCUUUACAGAGGUGAUGGUGUGCAUGUGUGUGGUACAACUGUUCAGCAUUUGUCUUGCUGUCUGUGCUGCAGAUCACACUUUGCCAUCGUUGUGCACCUCUGAAGAGUUGUAUUGCUACAACCUGCUGAUUUUACCUCCUUGUAGAAGUAAUUGUGGCUUUGAUGUCAGGGUGGAAGUGGGACUGGACAUAGCUUGGGAGCAGAGAUGAUGAAAUAGUGUUGUACCUAACUAGUAUUUCAAGGCAUACAGGAAAAUGUAGCACUUUAUGCAAACUGGGAGUGUUUUCUGGAGUAGAGGGAGAAUUGUUCCUGGGAGUAGGGAAGCCACCUUUGGGAACAACACUGGAGAGCUGCAGGAGCCACUGCAGAAACACAGAUGUGGCAAAAGUGGGGUUUGCUUAAGUGCUGAGUGUUUUAUUCAUGUGUGCUUGCUCAUUAUCUUCAUUUUAUGGUGGGGUUUAGUCUGCAUACUGAAAAUAAAGUGCUUAUAUUUUC
This is a messenger RNA of Pyrgilauda ruficollis (rufous-necked snowfinch), 2392 nucleotides long. It is a transcript of the gene UBE2G2, whose product is annotated as ubiquitin conjugating enzyme E2 G2. Gene Ontology annotation, cellular component: cytosol; endoplasmic reticulum. The record is from RefSeq and is a predicted model, not a curated record. Lineage: Eukaryota; Metazoa; Chordata; Aves; Passeriformes; Passeridae. Bases 75 to 572 code for a protein of 165 amino acids. The transcript is spliced from 6 exons.